UCUUUGAGGCUGCAUGAGAAUGGCAUCUACGGAGACGAUGCAUGUGGUAUGGGAGGAUGUGAUGGUGAUGAUACCGAACUUCGGAGAAGGUCCAACGAGGAGGUUGCUUAAUGGAUUGAACGGUUUUGCAGAGCCAAGUAGGAUCUUGGCCAUCAUGGGCCCUUCUGGCUCCGGUAAAUCUACGCUUCUUGAUGCAUUGGCAGGAAGAUUAGCUGGAAACGUCGUUAUGAGCGGAAAAGUUCUUGUCAAUGGGAAAAAGGCAAGGCUUGACUUCGGCGCUGCUGCUGCUUAUGUAACACAAGAAGAUGUCUUGCUAGGAACUCUAACAGUGAGAGAAACCCUAGCUUACUCUGCCCAUCUCAGGCUCCCAUCGACACUCACCAACCGAGAAAUCUAUGGCGUUGUCGAAGCAAAAAUCACAGAGAUGGGUCUGGAGGAUUGCUCCGAUCAUGUCAUCGGGAACUGGCACUUGCGUGGAAUAAGCGGCGGAGAGAGGAAACGCCUCAGCAUCGCCCUCGAGAUCCUCACGGAGCCCAGUCUCCUCUUUCUAGACGAACCCACAAGUGGACUGGACAGCGCCUCCGCUUUCUUCGUGGUUCAGAUUCUCAGGAACAUCGCCGGCAAUGGAAGAACCGUGAUUUCCUCCAUCCAUCAGCCGAGCAGCGAGGUUUUUGCCGCCUUUGAUGAUCUGCUCCUCUUGUCUCGGGGAGAGACCGUUUACUUUGGGGAAGCGAAAUCUGCCUCUAAGUUCUUUGGCGAAGCGGGUUUCCCAUGCCCAAGCAGAAGAAACCCAUCUGACCACUUCCUCCGGUGCGUGAAUUCUGACUUUGACGAUGUCACAGCAACUUUGGCUGAAUCUCGCAGGAUGCAUGUGAGUAGUCUUCUGCAGCAUUCUUGUGAAACUCGAAACCCGUUAGAACCACUCGAGGAUCUACCGACAUCAGAAAUCAGGGCAACACUUGUCAGAAAAUUCAGAUGUUCAGAAUAUGCAGCGGCUGCAAGAGCAAAAAUGCAAGAGGUUUUAUCAAUUCAGAAAGGGCUUGUUACUGAAAGGAAACGAGGGUGCCAAGCAAAAUGGUGGAAACAACUCAGGACACUUACUCACCGGUCUUUCAUAAACAUGUCUAGAGAUUUGGGGUACUACUGGAUACGGAUUGUUGUCUAUAUAGUACUGUCUGUUUCUGUUGGUUCGGUUUUUUUCAAUGUCGGAAAAAGCCACAAGGAUGUCUUUGCUCGUGGAGCUUGUGGCGCGUUCAUGGCGGGUUUCAUGACAUUCAUGUCAAUAGGAGGUUUCCAAUCUUUCAUCGAAGAAAUGAAGGUAUUUUCUCGAGAAAGGCUCAACGGGCAUUACGGGGUUGCGGUGUACACACUGUCCAAUUUCUUAUCCUCGUUGCCCUAUAUAUUCCUAAUGUGUGUUUCUACCACCUCCAUCACAUACUACAUGGUGAAAUUCCAAUCUGGGAUUUCUCAUUUCGCUUUCUUGUGUCUCGACCUCAUCGGUGGAAUAGCUGUUGUGGAGAGUUGCAUGAUGAUGAUAGCUUCAGUGGUUCCUAGCUUCUUAAUGGGAGUGAUGGUCGGAGCUGGGUACAUAGGUGUUAUGCUGAUAAGCUCGGGUUUUUUCCGACCAUUCCCGGACUUACCAAAGGUGUUCUGGCGCUACCCAGUGUCCUAUGUAAACUAUGGGGCAUGGGCUCUACAGGGAGCAUUCAAGAAUGACAUGAUAGGGAUGGAAUUUGAUUCUCCAUUACCAUUGGGGCCGAAAAUGAAAGGGGAGCACAUCUUAAAAACCAGACUGGGGAUUAACCCCGAGCGUUCAAAGUGGUUGGACUUGGCAGCCGUAGCGAUGAUCCUACUCGUGUAUAGGCUUCUCUUCUUUGCCAUACUCAAGUUCAAGGAAAAGGUUUUCCCGUUGGUUCACACUCUGUACACGAGGAAGACCCUGACCCACAUCCGGAAAAGGCCCUCUUUCAGAAAAAUGGCACCCUUCCCUUCCAAGAGGCAUCAGGUUCCCCAUGCCCUUUCUUCUCAAGAAGGACUUAACUCUCCACUACGAUAGAUUUGUUGAUGAAGUUAAUGCAGGAAAAAACAAAGCUGACCAAGUUGAGACAGGUACGGAUGAAGACAAGAAGUUGAAGAAGAAGUUAUGUUGCAG
Messenger RNA from Tarenaya hassleriana, 2152 nucleotides. RefSeq names its product ABC transporter G family member 13. Gene Ontology annotation, cellular component: membrane. Bases 14 to 2056 code for a protein of 680 amino acids. Lineage: Eukaryota; Viridiplantae; Streptophyta; Magnoliopsida; Brassicales; Cleomaceae. The record is from RefSeq and is a predicted model, not a curated record. The transcript is spliced from 8 exons. Gene Ontology annotation, molecular function: ABC-type transporter activity; ATP hydrolysis activity; ATP binding.